This is a messenger RNA of Anastrepha obliqua, 4488 nucleotides long. Its product is annotated as broad-complex core protein isoforms 1/2/3/4/5. Gene Ontology annotation, cellular component: nucleus. The record is from RefSeq and is a predicted model, not a curated record. Bases 314 to 1738 code for a protein of 474 amino acids. Gene Ontology annotation, biological process: regulation of transcription by RNA polymerase II. NCBI's taxonomy places the organism in Eukaryota, Metazoa, Arthropoda, Insecta, Diptera, Tephritidae. Gene Ontology annotation, molecular function: protein binding. The transcript is spliced from 5 exons.
UCAACUAGCAAGUAAAAGAAAAUUGUAAUUUUCAGGCAUUACUCUUAAAGAAAACAAAAUAGUGAAUCUACUCUUAAUUGUUUAAAUUUUGAAAAAGUUUAGAAAGUGUACUUUUCUAAGAAAAUUAAAUAUAAUAGAGUUACACACAUUAUACGGCUCGAGAUACUAUAUUCAUAUACAAGCGUCGUUGUAGCAAGGGUGCAAAGGCGCCAGCGCUAACAGCCGCAGUCAGUAUAAUAGCAUAAAAUAAACCCCAACAAAUAUUGAACAAUAUAUGGUUUGGAUUGUUUCUAAAGCGGCAAUUAAAUGAAGAAUGGCCACUACACAGCAAUACUCGCUACGUUGGAACAACUACUUUCGACAUUUAACAUAUGCUUUGGACAAUCACCGCAACAACGAUGAUUUUGUUGACGUGAGUUUGUGCUGUGAUGGAAGAAAAAUCAAAGCACAUAAAGUGGUGCUCUCCUCCUGCAGCUCUUAUUUUAAAGAAAUAUUCAGGGAUAAUCCACAUCCGCAUCCAGUGAUAAUUUUCAAAUUCAUUAAAUUCGAAGAUCUCACCUCAAUCAUUGAGUUUAUGUACCAGGGAGAAGUUAAUGUACAACAGGAAGCCCUGCAGUCAUUCCUGCAAACCGCCGAAUUGCUUGCAGUACAAGGUCUUACUGCUGAUGAGAAGGAGAAACCAAAAUUGCCUCCAACACCUAUCAUUGAUGAACAAAAACUUAUCAAAACCAUCCCCAGUACUAUAAGAGCGGUGAACGAUGUAACGACUGCAACACAGACUACACCGCAAACAAUCGAAAUUCCAACUGCGACAAUUUUGCAACAAUCGCAGUCUCAGCAGCAGCAACAUACCGCCACUCAGCAUCAUCAUGUACAAACACAAAUCCAGCACAUUCAGGUGCAGCAUCAACCACAGACUCAUGUGCAAACCGUUCAAGCAGUGCAAACUCAGGUGCAGCAGCAACAAACUUCAGCAACUCAUCAAUUGCAACAUCAUCAACAACAGCAACAACAAUUGCAACAAACACAUUUAGGUACGCUGCCUUCAACGAAUACGAUCAAGAAACGUAAAAUGACUUUCUCAGAUGAUGAUGAUAACAUUUAUACAACAGAGGGUGUCGAUUACGGAGUCAAGGAUGAUUCGACGAUUGUUAAAACGGCGGAGAUGACAUUCCUACGAAGCGCCGUCAAAAUGGAUAUACCCGAAUACAUCGUUAGUGAAGUGGAUGAUGGCGACCAGUUAGCUGACGGUAGUGCGCAGCAUACAUCGCAGGACGGUGGCACGACGGGCACACAAAAUGUUACACAAUAUACAUCAGAAUAUGAAAUUUUGACAGAAUCCGAAAUCGAGGAAAAAUUUCAGCAGGCCGAUGCAGAAAACGCUGAAAUAACAAUAGAAAUGGGCCGUCUUUUAAAUCCAACGACGAGUACACCAUCGAAUACAACACCGCAAACGUCGUUAGACGAAUCGGGCAAUAGUGUCACUAAUGCUGUGAUGAAAAUUGAUAAUAAAGGCGGCGGAACUGCAGAUUUACCAAAUAAUAAGUGGACAGAAUGUCAAUUUUGCAAAAUGGUCAUAACCACGGUUAAUCUUUGGAGACAUAUUCGUACGCAGCAUACACCACAACCGCCACGCAAAUGCGAGUUAUGCAACAAAAAUUUCAAAAACAAAUACAGCUUACGCGAACAUAUACGAAUUUCGCACGAACAAAAAAUCACAGUGAAGUCAGAAAACUGAUUGACAAUAUUUCAUUUGCGUCGCUAAAUUGUCACGCAGGAAAUGACUAUAUUAUUAAAAAACACUGAAAUAAAAGAAUGAAUGAAAUGAGACAGAGGAAAAGGAUGAAUUUUGAAAAAAAAAAAAUGCAUUGGAACAUGUGAAGAAAGCUCGUUGACGACAAACAAAAUGGCAACUAGAGAAAGAGUGAGAUAUGUAUUCAAGAAGAUGCGCAAUAAAAGAAUCGUUGUAAAGUUAAAACCGUUACAACCAGUGAGCAAAGUACAUAAAUACGUCCAAAUAAAAUGUGUAAAAAAAGAGUAAAAAUACAGUCUUUAGAAAAAUUUAACAGUCGCUAAGUAGUGGGAAUGAAGUUCGCUGAAGGCUUAUCCUAAAAAGUGCAAAAUAAAAUUAUUUUAAUAUUUUCCAAUAUUCGAUUAUUUAACUGAAUUGCAUUCAGCCAUCUUAGCCUCUCUUACAUGUUGGCUGACUGGAUUUGUUUUUCUUUUUAUUUUUGAAGUAUAAAGUAUUUGCAAUUUCCCAUGAGCCGUUAUCACGUUAAUAUUUAUUGAAAACAAUACGUUGUGAAUUUUGUAAGAAAUACUUGACUACUUGUUAAUAUCCAUCCGAUUCUUUCCCCUUAAGCAAUAUAAACAUUUUAAUUGUUGUAAAUAAAAAAAUGUCUAGAGGACACAAUUUUAGGGCAAUUUAUCAUUACUAAGCAUCAGUCGCUUUUAUUUCUGAUUCAUAAGUUAUGGUAAUGUGCAAUCCCAUUGGGACGGUAGUUUCUAACUAAGUUACGCAAAUUGGAUAUUUCCAGCGCCCUUUGCAAACUUCGAACUUUUAAUUAAAUCUAUGAAAUUUUAAUUAACCAAAAAACGAUAGCCGCAGUAUCGGACUUGUGAUCGAAUGAGAUAAAGGCCAAUGAAUUGUUUUAUUCAAUAUUAAAUAACUUCCGCAAGAAGUAGCGCUCAUCAUGAAAUGAAUUGAAAAUUCAGGGCAACCUCAACCGCCUAUAGAUUUAUCUGUCCCUUACAAGUGGCGUUUUUAGAACGUUUGCCAAUUUCCAUUUAAAAUUCUAUCUUUCAACAGAAAAGUUACUGGCUAUUUUUAUUUAUUAAUUCCAAAGGUGCGAAAUAAACUUGACAGCAUACUGAUUUUCGUAUAUUAGGUAAAUUAAUUAAAGUUGAAAUAUAUAUUAAAGGUCAUUCUUUAAGUUAAAAUGUACAAAUUUACAGCGUCUGCCAUUGUUUGGGCUUUCAAUUAUUUAUUCAAACUUUAACAGCGAUGCGAGCUAAACUGUAUUCUCCUCCGCUUAUCUAAAUAUUGAAUUAUGAAUGAUUUGCUUUUCACUCUACUUAGCUAUUCCAAAUCCGGAAAGAAUAAAUAAAAACAAGCAUUAUACGCUGUAAGGUAAAAGUAAGGAUGUAUAAAUUUGGUGAAUAUAAUGUUCCAACAAUUAGAUAUCAGCUGUAAAAAAUAUUUAUACACUUAAUAUUUAAAUAAAUUUCAAUAGAAUAUGAAUGUAGCAUAUACAAAAAUAAAAUAAGAAUGAUUAACAAGUGCAUACAUACAUAUGUACAAAUAGUAUAGACUUAAGUGCGGACGUGCAAAACCAGAAGAAACAUAUUUGAUAUAUUUAACUUGAAGUAUUUGCAAAAACAAUAUUUAUGUUUGUAAAUAUUUAUUUGUGGGUGAAUUUUUCAACCAACCCCAGAUACAUACAUACUCUGUAAGCAUAGAAGAAUUUUUGAUUAAUUUCGUAAGAUUAAUAUUAAUUCGCAAUUUGUACAAAUUAAUACAUAAACAUAAUGCAGUGCUGUUGAACAACUUGAGCAAAGCAGAAAGCGAACUCCAAAAUCAUAAUUGGCACGCAAAUGGCAUUAAGAAAAUCAUUGGAAAAUUUCACGAAAAAAAUAUCACAACUGCCUAUUCGAUUAAACGAACCAAAUUUCACCAGCGGAUAAUUAAAUGUAUUCAAUCAUUUACGGCAAAUUACAAAAAAAACAAAAAACAAUUUUUGUUGUUGACUGUAAAUCUUCAAAAAUAGAAAUGUUAUCAAAACCGUUUUACAUUUUUUAUAAAUGUUCAGAAACUUAUAGAAAUUUCCCACAUUUGAAGUAAAAAAAAUUUGUUUGAGCUAUAACGCUCACUUAUCCAGCGUGUAAAAUAUGUGGGUGUCUCCUCUAGCAUAAAUUCAAUACAAUUCAUAUAAAAUUUAACAGGCGCGGUUUUCAGACCCGUUCUGCAUUUUGAAAAAAAAAAAAAUGUUCUGAAUAGAAAUGAAUUCCGUCUAUUGCCUAUGAGAUGGCAUAAUGAAAUGCAUCGAUUCGAUCUAACUGGGAAUCGAAAAAUAAUACACAAACAGGAAGAUAAACUGUGUCGUUUUCAUUUCACGACCGAAUCGAUAUGCAGAACCGUUCUGAAUUUCUGCGAAAAUUAUUAUGAAUUUGAUGUCUCCGAAUUAAAAAAAGAAAUAAGAAAUAAUUUUGAGCUGUAAAAUUCAAGUUUAUUUUUAAUGUUUAGUUAUUUAUUUAUAUUAUCAUUUAGACUUCCCAUUAGUAUCAUUGAAAUAUUUUUUCUUCAAAUUCAAAUCUCGAUCAAUAAAUUGUAUUAAAAGUAGCAAUGGUAAUGAAAUUUUGUGUAAAAAUAGGAAUUAUUGACACGAAAAAUGAAAGAGUUAAUUAGGAGAUAAUUUAAUUACUUGAAAUGCGAACAAACGACUUAAUGAAACAAUUUUUUUAAAUCAUUGUAAUAUUAUAUGUAUGUAU